Alternaria metachromatica is the source of this 738-nucleotide messenger RNA. RefSeq lists its product as uncharacterized. Lineage: Eukaryota; Fungi; Ascomycota; Dothideomycetes; Pleosporales; Pleosporaceae. The transcript has 3 exons. Gene Ontology annotation, biological process: pectin catabolic process. Gene Ontology annotation, cellular component: extracellular region. Bases 1 to 738 code for a protein of 245 amino acids. The record is from RefSeq and is a predicted model, not a curated record. Gene Ontology annotation, molecular function: pectate lyase activity.
AUGUUGUCCCAAGUCGCACUCCUCUCCCUCGUCGCCAGCAUGGCAGCUGCGCAGACUCUCAACAUCCCCACUCGCUCCGGCAGCAUCGUGUCGCUCCCCCAGCCCAGCACCAUCACCGGCAGCGUCAACUUCGGUAACAAGGAGUUCGACCGCGGUCGGCCUUGCAACUCAGACGAGGACACUGGCAGUGACAGCGCCGUCUUCAUCCUGCAGAACGGCGCGUCCAUCUCCAACGUCAUUAUUGGCGCAAAUGCGCUCGAGGGCGUGCACUGCUUGGGCUCCUGCACCCUGACAAACGUCUGGUUCCGCGACGUCUGCGAAGACGCCAUCUCCAUCCUCGGCAGCGGCAACGCCCUCAUCCAAGGCGGAGGCGCCGCUCAAGCCAGCGAUAAAGUUAUUCAGCACAACGGCGCCGGCACCGUAACCAUCAAAAACUACACCAUCGUCAACGCCGGCAAGCUCUACCGCUCCUGCGGCGACUGCACCGACAACUCCAAAAAGUCGCCCCGCAAGGUCAUCGUCGAGAACGUCAGGGCUUUCGGGCUUACGUCUGAUCUCAUUGGUAUUAACAGCAACUUCGGUGACACAGCCUCCAUUAGCGGAUCUUGCGGAACGACAAAGAAGGUGUGCCAGGAGUACAAGGGUGUUAACAAGGGCAAUGGGAGUAGUAGCAAGGUUAGCUCGACGAGUGCUUGCACUGGUGCUCAGGGUAAGCUUUCAGCGCUUCCGAGCUGUUAG